This is a messenger RNA of Wasmannia auropunctata (little fire ant), 1246 nucleotides long. It is a transcript of the gene Blos2, whose product is annotated as biogenesis of lysosome-related organelles complex 1 subunit 2. The record is from RefSeq and is a predicted model, not a curated record. NCBI's taxonomy places the organism in Eukaryota, Metazoa, Arthropoda, Insecta, Hymenoptera, Formicidae. Gene Ontology annotation, molecular function: gamma-tubulin binding. Gene Ontology annotation, cellular component: BLOC-1 complex; BORC complex; gamma-tubulin complex. Gene Ontology annotation, biological process: lysosome localization; endosomal transport. The transcript has 2 exons. The coding region runs from base 329 to 814 and encodes 161 amino acids.
AUUUCAUUGCCCAUUCGAGAUCAAUAAGAUACGUAUUGAGGAACGACCAUGAUUAUUGAUAAAGAAAGUGGCGAACUUUACAGAUCGCGCGACUCUACGCGCGUAUCUGUCAAACUUAUUGUUUGACGUUGCAUGUCACAUUUACAACUUGUAACCAGCUGAUCCAUUAUGUGAGCAUAGAAUCGAAGAAAAGUGAAAGCAGAAUUCAACAGCCGACUAGAACUAGCUGUUAAAAUUACUGGGAUUUAAAGAACAGAUUCCGAUCGCAUUCAGUCGAGUCGUUCUGUGAUACACUUUGUGAUAGCUGCGACAUUCGAGCCAGUCCGAAAUGGACCCGUCGAAGGACGAGGCGCAGACGGAGGCAGCGCUGAUCGACAGUCUGUCCGCGGAGCAGAACUCGAGAUGCGAGUCACCGAAACGCGGCACCACCCUCUCCACCAGCACCAGCAGUUUCGAGGCACUGGACCCGCACGACCCAAAUCUGAGUCGCCUGGCGAACACGAUGUUCCAGAAGACGGGCGAGUACCUGCAGGAGGAGCUCACCGCUACCCACGCCGACUACCGGCUGCUGGAGCGUCUGAAUAAGGAGACCAUCGCCAAGUACACAGAACUGAAGAUUAUCUCGUCGAAUGUAGUGCAGUCAUUGGACUCGCUGAACGAUAAGUAUCAGAAGCUGCAGCCGAUCCUGGACAAUAUCAAUCAGAUUGACGACAGCGUAAGCAAACUGGAGCAAGCCGCGUAUAAGCUAGCGGCGUAUUCCAAGCGACUCGAGGCAAAGUUUAAGGAUCUCGAAAAGGAUACGAAGAGCAAAUGAAGCUGUAACUAUGAAUAUAUAAGUCACUGUAUCUUCAUGUACCUAUAUAUAACUGAUAAUAAUUAUCUUGGGCAACAAUUAUUACCAAGUAUGAAUGAUUGUGUAAAAAAAGACAUGUGAGAGCUAGCAAUAAUCCGAAAAGCAUAUGUCUUUCGUACAUUAUAUUUAUUAGUAUAUGAGACCUCUUAAACACGCUUACAAAACUUCUAUAAAAUCUUAGUUUGCCAUCCUCUUUGCAUAUCAUACAAUAUCUGACUUUUAUAAUUAACUUAUCGAUUAAGAGUGAUGUAUCUUAUUUAGUGCUCUAUCAAGCCUAAUCUUUCCUCUGCAAUAUAUUAAUAAAUCUCACAAUGUGCCUGUGUAACAAUAUAAGUGUAAAUAUAAUCAAUAUGUAAACCAAAAACGAAUAAUUAUAACUAUAUUUAACAAAAA